AUGGCCUCAGGCGCUCCCAUCCCAGUGAGCUGGACUUCGGGUUCAAAGGGUUCGAGCGUGGAACUGCUGCACUUUGCGCGACCUUUCAGCGUUUGCGCUACCCACAGGAGUCCCGACGUUCACGUCCUCUGCCGUGCGCUGUGCCCGGGCGCCUACGAAGCGGUGCAGUCGACGUCAACCGCCACGGUGGUGACGGCAGGGACGGCGGCGGCCUAUGCAGACGCGUGGAAAGGCCUUGUGGAGUUGGAGGCGGUCGCUUCGGCCGUGGACGAGGGCCUCGGGCGACAUUUGACAGAUGUCUGGGUGGAUUGGGAAGAGAGCGACGAGGGGCUUUUGGGUCGUUUUGAUGUGAAGGCAGCACUUCUGUUUGCUCACAAGAUGAAGUUUCGUUCCGCCAUGCCCGUGGGCGAAUGGGCCUCCAGCUGGCUCUGCGUGCGGCGACAUCUCAAGGGUCCCGGAGGCCGGCCCUGGCAUGGCCACGGUGCGGUGAUCAAGGCAUCCUUCGACGAGAAGGACUUACUUUUUGCGGAUGAAGACGAGACGUGGCAGGACAGCAACUCCAACCUCCGUGUGACGUUUCG
This is a messenger RNA of Cladocopium goreaui, 581 nucleotides long. Lineage: Eukaryota; Dinophyceae; Suessiales; Symbiodiniaceae. The record is from the annotation of a GenBank genome assembly.